Molecule: messenger RNA, 375 nt
Organism: Arachis duranensis
Lineage: Eukaryota; Viridiplantae; Streptophyta; Magnoliopsida; Fabales; Fabaceae
Exons: 1
Coding region: 1-375 (124 amino acids)
Source: RefSeq, a predicted model, not a curated record
AUGGCGGACAAAUCCAUUCAGCAAGCUCUUGGGGUUGUGGAGAAUGUAUUGGUAAAGGUGGACAAGUUCUUCUUCCCAGUUGACUUCGUCAUCCUAGACAUAGAGGAAGAUGACAACACUCCCAUUAUUCUAGGGAGGCCCUUUUUAGCUACUGCCAUGGCAUUGAUAGAUGUCGAAAAAGGAGAAUUAAUGCUAAGGGUGUAUGAUGAGCAUAUAGUGUUCCAUGUCUUCAAGAAUUUGCAAGAUUCCACCCAAGAGGAAGGGUGUAUGAAGAUCGAUUCCAUAGAUUCAAACUUGAAAGAGGCACCUGAUGAGACACUUCCAAUACACCUAAGCCCAUGCUGGGGAGAAAGGAAAAAGGUGGAAGUGUUGUAA